AUGGAUUCCGAUUUAGUUAGAUCUUUGAACAUCAGUAAAUCGUAAGAAAAUAUAUUUCCUAAAACUUUAAUAACAAACCGAGUUUUAUGUUUCUUUUUUGUGCAACCUAGUAAGGACUAAGUAGUAUAGUUUUAAAUUACAUUGUUAUAUCGUACAUAAUACGGGUAUCGUUCAAGAAUAUGUAAGGGUUGAAAUUCAAAGUCGCUUAACCAUGGUACGGUUAACAGUUCGUGGGUGUUUGAACUCUAUAGCCCAUAUGUUGAUCGGAGCUAACGUAUUUGUGGCAUUAUGUUUCGCAUUUAAAUCGAGUCCAAUAAGUGCAUUCCAUUUACAUAUUGGAUUAUGUGUAAUUGGGUACCAACUGCUAAUGUCUCAUGCAAUUCUUUCACUAAACAAAGACAAUGCGUGGUCUUCUCGACUACCAGUUCUAUACAGAAUGCGCCUGCAUGUAGCUCUACAAAUAGUUGGAUCAGUACUGGCGAUAGCCGGGUCUAUAAUCAUGAUGAUGGACAAAUCUGUUAACUUUACAUCAGUUCACGGAAAACUUGCUUUAGCGGCAUUAAUUAUUACCGGUAUCAGCCUUAUCAAUGGAACAAUCUCGUACUUUUCAAAUGGACGAAGAAAUACAAUUAAGAUUGUCAAAAUGAAUCAUGUACUUUUUGGUACACUUGCUUUUGUGAUAUCAUCAGUAUGCUUGUGUUUUGGUUAUUAUAAGAAUUCAUUUACAAAAUGGGCUUCUCCUGGUGUUGCUAUAGUAAUGAUUUGUAUAACUUGUAUUUAUACAGCAAUUGUAGUAAUUAGACCUGGGAGAACUUUUAUAAGAAAAUAUUCAAAUGUUUUUAAAAAUAAGAUGUGUUAAUAUGAAGCGUUUUUAAACAUCUUUACUUCACUGAUUGAUUUUAAAAUUAUUAUUUUUUUUAAUUGACAAGGACAGUUAUAACCAUUCCGAUGAAUUUUAUGUCAAUGAUUGUAUUUUUGUAUACACUAGCUGUUAAUUAAUUAAUAGCCUAUGUGUUCUUCC
This is a messenger RNA of Papilio machaon (common yellow swallowtail), 1021 nucleotides long. RefSeq lists its product as uncharacterized. Gene Ontology annotation, molecular function: transmembrane monodehydroascorbate reductase activity. The record is from RefSeq and is a predicted model, not a curated record. Lineage: Eukaryota; Metazoa; Arthropoda; Insecta; Lepidoptera; Papilionidae. The coding region runs from base 212 to 859 and encodes 215 amino acids. The transcript is spliced from 3 exons.